Molecule: messenger RNA, 751 nt
Organism: Strigops habroptila (Kakapo)
Lineage: Eukaryota; Metazoa; Chordata; Aves; Psittaciformes; Psittacidae
Gene: OPA3
Product: outer mitochondrial membrane lipid metabolism regulator OPA3
Exons: 2
Coding region: 81-734 (217 amino acids)
Biological process (GO): regulation of lipid metabolic process
Cellular component (GO): mitochondrion
Source: RefSeq, a predicted model, not a curated record
GCGGCGGGAGGGCGGGAAAGCGCGCGUCCUCCCGCCCCGCGCGUCGCGCGCGCUCUGACGUCAGCCGCCCGGCGCGCGCGAUGGUGGCGGGCGCGUUCCCGCUGGCGAAGCUGCUGACGCUGGGCGCGCGCCAGCUGAGCCGCCCCCUGGCGGCGCGCAUCAAGGCCGGGGCGCGCGCGAGCCCCUUCUUCCGCACGUGCAUCUGCCUCCCCCCCGCGCAGCUGUACCACUGGGUGGAGAUGCGCGCCAAGAUGCGGUUGAUGGGCUUCCGCGGCGCCACCGUGAAGCCGUUGAACGAGGAGGCGGCGGCGGAGCUGGGGGCCGAGCUGCUGGGCGAAGCCAUCGUGUUCGGCGUCGGGGGGCUCUGCCUCUACCUCGAGUACGCGCGGCAGGCGGCAGCCACCCGGCGCCGGGAGGAGGAGCAGGCGGCCGCCAUGCGGGACCUGCGCGACCGCCUCGACCGCCUGCACCACGAGGUGGAAGCCUUGGCGGGAAACAGGCCGCCUGGACACGCCCCCGACGGGCAAAGCCACGCCCCCAAUGGGCAAAGCCACGCCCCCUCGUCGGGCUCGAACCCGCGCCCCGGUGGCUCAAGCCCCGCCCCUGGUGGCUCAAGCCCCGCCCCUGGUGGCUCAAGCCCUGCCCCUGGCGGCUCAAGCCCUGCCCCUGUAGGGUCUAACCCCGCCCCCGUAGGCUCUAACCCCGCCCCCUCCGGGGAUGGCCACGCCCAUUAAAAUGUGGUUGGUGCUCA